CUAACGGCGUGUGGAACACAAAUGAAUCCUUAUGCUUGCAUCACGUGGUCUCACUGUACUCUGUAGUGGGUGCGCAUCGAUGACGUCAACAUGAUGGAUGCGAGCGGCGGCCCUUCAGCUUCCCUUUCCUCCUCCCUCCCUGCCAGAGAUCCAGAUCUUGUCCUUCUAUCAUAUCUUAUUCUCUCCAUCCGCUCCAAAUCUCUGAAGCCUUCACAUAUUACCACAAAACCAUUACACCCUUCAAUUGAAGUCAUCUGUCUUUCUCAACUCAAACAAGACCCCAACAACACCACAAAUCAUCAACUCAACAUGUUGGAACAAAUCACAUCCCUCGGCCGCCGCGCCCUGCGCCAGAGCCCCAUCACCCGUCAACCCCUCGCAGCCUGGACUCAGCCGACGACCAGCCGACGAACCUUCCACUCCGUCUCUGCGCUGCGCACAUCGCACAGCCAGCGCGAGGAGAUGAAGUCCGGCGACCGGAACGUGCUCGACCCGCAGCCAUCCGAGUUCUCCAAGACCGGCACCGACCAGGAAGUGUCGCAGCACGACGCCGCCUUCGACCCGUCCAAGACCUCGCCCGAGAGCGAGAUCCAGGCCACGCAGGAGGAGACCAAUCAGAGCGGUAAAGUGAGCAACCCGUUGAAUGUCAGCGGUGCGAACAAGGAUGUCAGCCAUGCGCGCGAGCCGACGGAGGGCGCGCCAGACCGGAACGCGAACAGGGAUGCGUCGAGUCAGCGGGGGCAGACGCCGAAGGGGAAGGAGGUGAACGAUUGGAAGAAGAAGUAUUGACGUGAUAGAGUGCUUUUGAUAUUAGUAUUGCCUGUGUAUUCGUAAUAGAGCCUAUUGUAAUUGGCUUUAGUUUACUAUACUAUUAAAUUUAUGAAAGUCAACAAUGGAG
Messenger RNA from Aspergillus saccharolyticus JOP 1030-1, 898 nucleotides. RefSeq lists its product as uncharacterized. Bases 91 to 789 code for a protein of 232 amino acids. The transcript is spliced from 2 exons. NCBI's taxonomy places the organism in Eukaryota, Fungi, Ascomycota, Eurotiomycetes, Eurotiales, Aspergillaceae. The record is from RefSeq and is a predicted model, not a curated record.